This is a messenger RNA of Vitis riparia (riverbank grape), 807 nucleotides long. RefSeq names its product dirigent protein 22-like. The transcript has a single exon. The record is from RefSeq and is a predicted model, not a curated record. NCBI's taxonomy places the organism in Eukaryota, Viridiplantae, Streptophyta, Magnoliopsida, Vitales, Vitaceae. The coding region runs from base 42 to 590 and encodes 182 amino acids.
CCUGCACAUCUUCAUUUUGUGAGAUCAGAGACUUAGCCAAAAUGGCCUCUUUUCUCACUUACACUACUCUCUUCUCCCUCUUCUCAACUUUCUCCAUCACCAUUCCCGCAGCUUUCUCCCAGCAAUUUGCGGAGGAAAUCGCCACAAUGCCGCUAGAGAAAGUGAGCCACCUGCACUUCUACUUCCACGACAUCCUCAGCGGGAAAAACCCAACCGCCACGCAAAUCGCCGGCCCAAAGAAGGGUCGUUUUGGCAUGACGAUGAUGGUGGACGACGCCUUGACUGAAGGCCCCGAGCCCAGCUCAAAGCUGCUGGGAAGAGCUCAAGGACUGUACGCGUUGUCCGCGCAACAGGAGCCUGCGCUGCUCAUGGUGAUGAAUUUUGCCUUCAUGGAGGGGAAGUACAAUGGGAGUAGCAUCAGUGUACUUGGGCGGAACCCGGUGAUGCAUGCGGUCAGGGAAAUGCCCAUCGUGGGCGGAAGUGGUCUUUUCCGGUAUGCGCGGGGCUAUGCUUUGGCGCAUACAGUUUGGUUUGAUGGUACGACGGGAGAUGCGAUUGUUGAGUACAAUGUGAGUGUACUGCACUUCUGAAAUCUGUGUGAAAGGAGUCAUGGAAAGGUAGUGUUUUUCAGUUUUUGUGCUUCAGUGGUUGUUGUGUUUUAGCACAGAUUUGAUGGAGGUUAUUUAUGAACUUGGUUUUUCCUCAUGUAUGGACAUGGAAAUGUUUCUACUGAAUCCUCAUCACCUCCUUAUUGUUGGUAGAAGUUGCACUACUUAGUAAUAUCAUAUUGUCUUUAAACUUCUGAAA